Molecule: messenger RNA, 336 nt
Organism: Metschnikowia bicuspidata var. bicuspidata NRRL YB-4993
Lineage: Eukaryota; Fungi; Ascomycota; Pichiomycetes; Serinales; Metschnikowiaceae
Gene: EFG1
Product: KilA-N domain-containing central transcriptional regulator EFG1
Exons: 1
Biological process (GO): positive regulation of transcription by RNA polymerase II
Cellular component (GO): nucleus
Molecular function (GO): DNA-binding transcription factor activity; sequence-specific DNA binding
Source: RefSeq, a predicted model, not a curated record
UACCAGCCCGCUGGAAUCCGGCCGCGCGUGACCACCACCAUGUGGGAGGACGAGAAGACCUUGUGCUACCAAGUGGAUGCAAACAACGUGAGUGUUGUUCGCCGUGCGGACAACAACAUGAUCAACGGCACCAAGCUUUUGAACGUGGCGCAAAUGACCCGUGGACGCCGUGACGGCAUCUUGAAGCUGGAGAAGAUCCGUCACGUGGUGAAGAUUGGCUCCAUGCACUUGAAGGGCGUGUGGAUCCCAUUCGACCGUGCGCUUGCCAUGGCUCAGCGUGAGCGUAUUGUGGACUUAUUGUAUCCGUUGUUCGUACGUGACAUCAAGAAAGUCAUC